AUGGGUAUCGACGAGAAGCAAGUGGUUGUGAUAAUGGGGUGUUCCAUCGGAGGUAUAGGCCACGCACUGGCCCUCGAGUUCGCCGCCCGGGACUUCCUCGUGGUGGCGACUGCGUGUUCGCUCUCCUCCGUCUCCGGCCUAUAGAGAGACCCUAGGUUCUUCCUUCAAGAGCUCGACGUGUCCUCCGACAAGAGCGCCCGCCAUGCUCUCUCCACCGUUCUGAAGAAGUUCGAGCGCAUUGAUGUGGUGGUGAACAACGCUGGAGUCCCGUGCGUGGUGCCCCUCGCUGAAGUGCCACUGUCCGCCAUUGAACAGACCUUCAAUACCAAUGUUUAUGGUGCAUUAAGGCUGAUUCAAGCUGUAGUACCUCACAUGGCAUCCAGGAAGAAGGGCAAAUCCGUUAAUGUUGGAAGCAUAACGACUUUGGCUCCUUUGCCAUGGGCAGGUGCUUAUAUUGCAUCCAAAGCUUUUCUACAUGCAUUUAUUGAUACUCUCACGGGUGUCUGA
Molecule: messenger RNA, 507 nt
Organism: Sesamum indicum (sesame)
Lineage: Eukaryota; Viridiplantae; Streptophyta; Magnoliopsida; Lamiales; Pedaliaceae
Source: RefSeq, a predicted model, not a curated record